Messenger RNA from Pongo pygmaeus (Bornean orangutan), 2623 nucleotides. RefSeq names its product dual specificity tyrosine phosphorylation regulated kinase 4 (gene DYRK4). The coding region runs from base 644 to 2551 and encodes 635 amino acids. Gene Ontology annotation, biological process: peptidyl-serine phosphorylation; peptidyl-threonine phosphorylation. The transcript is spliced from 15 exons. Gene Ontology annotation, molecular function: ATP binding; protein serine/threonine kinase activity; protein serine/threonine/tyrosine kinase activity. NCBI's taxonomy places the organism in Eukaryota, Metazoa, Chordata, Mammalia, Primates, Hominidae. Gene Ontology annotation, cellular component: cytoskeleton; cytoplasm; nucleus. The record is from RefSeq and is a predicted model, not a curated record.
UUUUUAGUAGAGAUGGAGUUUCACCGUGUUGGCCAGGAUGGUCUUGAUCUCUUGGCCUCGUGAUCCACCCGACUCGGCCUCUCAAAGUGCUGGGAUUACAGAAAAACAUGUCUAAAUAGAGACGGGGGAGGGGAGGUGUCUCACUACUUUCAGCAGUUUGGUCUCGAACUCCAGACCUCAAGUGGUCUGCCUAGGUCUCCCAAAGUGCUGGGAUUGCAGGUGUAAAACCACCGCGCCCGGCUAGAACUUUUGUGAUGUAAUUCUGAUAACCACAUGCUUCGCUUGAAGAAGGGGAGAGAGUAGGGAUAAUUUCAUGUGUCUGGUCUGGGCAACCAACUUUAAGUUCUUCAUGCUGGGAUUUUGUUCAAUUCUUGCCCUAUACUUUAAAGAACUGGGGCAAGAGAAUGCGAGUAGGAGGACGAGAAGUAUGUUGUUCAGGCUGCUGCUCUGCAAGGUGGUUUGGGACCAUAGCCUGAGAGAGCCCCUUCAGCUCUGGAGUCACAGAAAGGGCGGAAGCCGUUUCUAUAGCGACAGGAGGAGGGCGUGGCCGUUUCUAUAGCGACAGGAGGAGGGCGUGGCCGUCCCUUGCACUCUGCCGGGCUCUCCCAGCCUCCCGCAGCGGCGGGCGGUCAGCGCCAGCCUCAUGCAGCUCCUCCCGCAGCCUAUCCGCACCGGAACAAAGACUCAAAUGGAUGCUAAAAAGCCAAGGAAAUGCGAUUUGACUCCCUUCCUGGUUUUGAGAGCAAUAAAGAAACAAAAGUUUACCUCUGCAAAGGUUGGAAGUAAACCUUCGGUUCAAGUCCAGAAGCCACCUUCCAAUAUCAAGAACUCCAGAAUGACCCAAGUCUUUCAUAAGAACACCAGUGUUACUUCACUCCCCUUUGUGGACACCAAGAGGAAGAAGAAUAUGGUAAGCUUCCCACACAUUAGUAAGAAAGUCCUGCUGAAGUCAUCCCUGCUGUAUCAGGAGAAUCAAGCUCACAAUCAGAUGCCGGCCUCAGAGCUCAAGGCUUCAGAAAUACCUUUCCACCCUAGCAUUAAAACCCAGGAUCCCAAGGCAGAGGAGAAGUCACCAAAGAAGCACAAGGUGCCUCUGACAGCCGCAGAGGCCCUAAAGCUUUUUAAGAACCAGCUGUCUCUAUACGAGCAAAGUGAAAUCCUGGGCUACGCGGAGCUGUGGUUCCUGGGGCUUGAAGCCAAGAAGCUCGACAUGGCUCCUGAGAAAUUGAGCAAGACGAGUUUUGAUGAUGAGCAUGGCUCCUAUCUGAAGGUCCUGCAUGAUCACAUUGCCUACCGCUAUGAAGUUCUGGAGAUGAUCGGGAAGGGGUCCUUUGGACAGGUGGCCAAGUGCUUGGAUCACAAAAACAAUGAGCUGGUGGCCCUGAAAAUCAUCAGGAACAAGAAGAGAUUUCACCAGCAGGCCCUGAUGGAGCUGAAGAUCCUGGAAGCUCUCAGAAAGAAGGACAAAGACAACACCUACAAUGUGGUGCAUAUGAAGGACUUUUUCUACUUUCGCAAUCACUUCUGCAUCACCUUUGAGCUCCUGGGAAUCAACUUGUAUGAGUUGAUGAAGAAUAACAACUUUCAAGGCUUCAGUCUGUCGAUAGUUCGGCGCUUCACUCUCUCUGUUUUGAAGUGCUUGCAAAUGCUUUCUGUAGAGAAAAUCAUCCACUGCGAUCUCAAGCCCGAAAAUAUAGUGCUAUACCAAAAGGGCCAAGUCUCUGUUAAAGUCAUUGACUUUGGAUCAAGCUGUUAUGAACACCAGAAAGUAUACACGUACAUCCAAAGCCGGUUCUACCGAUCCCCAGAAGUGAUCCUGGGCCACCCCUACGACAUGGCCAUUGACAUGUGGAGCCUGGGGUGCAUCAUGGCAGAGUUGUACACGGGCUACCCCCUGUUUCCUGGGGAGAAUGAGGUGGAGCAGCUGGCCUGCAUCAUGGAGGUGCUGGGUCUGCCACCAGCUGGCUUCAUUCAGAUGGCCUCCAGGAGACAGACAUUCUUUGAUUCCAAAGGUUUUCCUAAAAAUAUAACCAACAACAGGGGGAACAAAAGAUACCCAGAUUCCAAGGACCUCACGAUGGUGCUGAAAACCUAUGACAGCAGCUUCCUGGACUUUCUCAGAAGGUGUUUGGUAUGGGAACCUUCUCUUCGCAUGACCCCGGACCAGGCCCUCAAGCAUGCUUGGAUUCAUCAGUCUCAGAACCUCAAGCCACAGCCCAGGCCCCAGACCCUAAGGAAAUCCAAUUCCUUUUUCUCCUCUGAGACAAGGAAGAACAAGGUUCAAGGCUGUCAUCACUCGAGGAAAAAAGCAGAUGAGAUCACCAAAGAGACUACAGAGAAAACAAAAGAUGGCCCCAUGAAGCAUGUUCAGCAUUCAGGUGAUCAGCAGGACUCUCUCCAGCUCGGAGCUGACACUGUUCAGCUGCCUCAACUGGUAGAAGCUCCCAAGAAGUCAGAGGCAGCUGUUGGGGCGGAGGUGUCCGUGACCUCCCCAGGACAAAGCAAAAACUUCUCCCUCAAGAACACAAACAUUUUACCCCCUAUUGUAUGACCUUUGCUGAGGGUAUGUCCUGCUCCUUUCCACCAGUGAUUUGUAUUAAGACAGCACUUAUAUUGUACAAUA